Messenger RNA from Rhinocladiella mackenziei CBS 650.93, 441 nucleotides. RefSeq lists its product as uncharacterized. Lineage: Eukaryota; Fungi; Ascomycota; Eurotiomycetes; Chaetothyriales; Herpotrichiellaceae. The coding region runs from base 1 to 441 and encodes 146 amino acids. The record is from RefSeq and is a predicted model, not a curated record. The transcript is spliced from 2 exons.
AUGUCUUCGCUACCACAUGGGCUUUCGACCACGAUUCAGAUACUCCAGCUCGUUGUCGGUUUCUGCGCCGUUAUCCUCGCAGCCUUCUGUGCCGUCUGUUUCGGCGCCCAGUGUGCAUACUGUUUUGUGUGGUGGUCGUUCCCUUGUACUCUCAUCAUCUGCAUUCUCCGAUGGUGGAGCGAGGAUUUUUACGAAUCUAGAAAAGAACAAGUUGUUCAUCUGGCCUUCGAACUGCUCAGUCUAAUCUCCUGGCUGGCCACCACAGGCGUCCUCAUCGCGUUGAACAUACGUCUUCACAAUCUGUCCGAAACCUAUGCAUAUGAUGUUGCCAAUGGGAUUCAACUCACUGCAGAGCUGAUGCAGUUUCAAUUCACCGACCUUGGUUUGGCUGGGCUGUACUGUAGCUAUGUGCUCAAUGCCGUCUCGGGUAUUCUUUGGUAA